This is a messenger RNA of Cloeon dipterum, 1315 nucleotides long. RefSeq lists its product as uncharacterized. The record is from RefSeq and is a predicted model, not a curated record. Bases 51 to 1280 code for a protein of 409 amino acids. The transcript is spliced from 8 exons. Lineage: Eukaryota; Metazoa; Arthropoda; Insecta; Ephemeroptera; Baetidae.
CGGUGCUGAAAUAGUCUCGUCUCUCAUUGCGUUGGACAGCUGGAGCCGGCAUGUCGUAUUUCUACUUGGUUCUGGCCGUGCUUUCCAUCACGGUGGCGCGGUUCCUCAACAUGAGGGACCCGCCGCCGAUCAUGGGCGUCUACACGAGACCAGGAAAGUGGUACUUCCUCAAGUUCCUGAUCUUUUUCAGCAUUCUGCACUUAAGAAAAUUCCUGAAUAAGAUGCGCGGCGAAAAAGUAGUAGCAAACCAGAGUGGCUACGGGGUCAAGUCCAGGUCAUCCCCGGACCAAAUGGACUGCUCGCAACCUUUGUCCUCGGAUGAAAAAGCAAUCGAUGCCGUGUAUUUCAACGCAGCGUCCAAAGACGGCCAGUAUUUGGUUGUGGCGACGGCAAGGAGGCCAAAAGGUGUAAUAAAUGGAUUCCUUUACCUUCAGGUGCCGCAAGUAGGUUUGCUAAUGAGCCCGAAACUGCCAGACACGACACUUCAGCAAACAAAAGAGGAGGAAGAGGCGGGCGUUUUUGGGGCUGAAGGGUUGAAACUUGAGCCUAUCGAACCAAUGAAGCGUUGGAGGCUCACUUACAACGGAAAAAUGAGACUGUCCGAGGCACCAGAGAAGGAUUUGAGCGUCGUUUUAAACGCCGAGUGGAAAAGCAACCUGCCCGUUUUCGAUUUCGACACUGACAUGGACCCGUCCGCCGUGGCUAGAGCCCUUGCAAAAGAAACCUGGUCCAGAGAGUUCUUUCAGAUCCUGAAAGAAGCCCACCAAUCACACUACGAACAACACGGAGACAUCGAGGGAGUGGUAACCGUAGAUGGAGUCAAAUAUCCGCUCAAUCUUAAUUCCAUGAGGGAUCAUAGCUACGGACACAAGAGGGAGUGGAAAAACUUUCACAGGUACGCACUGCACAUGGGGACGCUGGAAGACGGCACCAGGUUCGGUGCUAGUAUAGUUAGCUGUCCCAUCAACUUCUCGAAAAUCGAACUGGGAUAUCUAUACAAGCCAAACGGCCGCGUAGUGCCUUUGCAAAGGUGCGACCUGCAGCUGUACCAGCAUGGCGAGGACGGAACGCCUCCCUUGGACUACGCGUUCAACUUUUGGGCUGGAGAUAAGAAGUACUGUGUGCAGGUCAAAGUGCUGCACACGCCCGAGUUUUACAUUGCAGACGAGUGGGAAGCAAGGGUUGUCGAGCGGAUGGUCACCUUCAGGGUCAACGGAAUUGCUGGCUGGGGCAUCGCUGAGUGGGAAUACAGAAAUGCGAUGGGGAAGGUUCAGCUUUGAGUAUCUGUUGUGGUUUCUUUCAAAAUAAAAAUCCA